UCUACUCGCUGUGACGUGUGGAGAUGAACUCGGCGCAAGUUGCCUGCGGCGAGAUUAGGAAGAGGGCUUCCCCGCUGGUGGCUGGUGCUAAGAGCUUGCAGCGAGUUGGUAGCGGCGGAAGCGACGUCAUCGACCCGGAGAUGGGUGUCGAGGCCGAGUCCCGGAAGCUGCCGCCCUCGCAGUACAAAGGCGUCGUCCCCCAGCCCAAUGGCCGGUGGGGCGCGCAGAUCUACGAGAAGCACCAGCGCGUCUGGCUCGGCACCUUCAACCGGGAGGCCGAGGCCGCGCGCGCCUACGACGUGGCCGUGCAGCGGUUCCGAGGCCGCGACGCCAUCACCAACCUCAGGCCGCUGAACGAUGCCGACAACAACGACGACGCGGCCGAGCUUUUCUUCCUUGGUUCUCAUUCCAAGGCGGAGAUCGUGGACAUGCUCAGAAAGCACACCUACAACGAGGAGCUACAGCAGAGCAAGCGAUCCUUCGGUGCCGACAAGAAGGCGGCUACUUCUCCCGGCGAUACGAAGUCACCUAUCGGAACCCAAAGGCAGGACCUCUUUGACAAGGCGAUGACGCCCAGCGACGUCGGCAAGCUCAACCGAUUAGUGAUACCGAAGCAUCACGCUGAGAAGCACCUCCCGGUGAUGGAGGCCGGUGGCGCCGCCAGCAGGGGCGUGCUGCUAAGCUUCGAGGACUCAAGCGGGAAGGUAUGGCGGUUCCGAUACUCCUACUGGAACAGCAGCCAGAGCUACGUGCUGACCAAAGGUUGGAGUCGGUUCGUCAAGGAGAAGGGCCUCGAGGCCGGCGACGUGGUCACCUUCCAAAGGUCGACUGGCCCGGGGAAGCAGCUGUUCAUCGAUUCCAAGUCGCCCGUGCAGAUCUUCAGGCUCUUCGGCGUCAACAUUGUUAGGACUCCGGUGGCAAGGAGUGCCGCCUGUUGCGGAACUGGAAAGAGGACCAGAGAUCAGAUGGAGUUGGCAUCAUCACAAGAUAUGGUCAAGAAGCAAUGCACAGAGUCUUUGUAGUGUUGUUGCCACUUUGCUUAGGCUAAUCGUCACUUCCCUCCAAAUAUUUCCCUUCAACUUCAAGUGUUAGUGUAUAUUAGACAGAGAUGGAAAAGCUGAAGCCUAAUGAACAGAAUGAUUGCACUAAAAGGUUCUUUUCCCCUCAUAUUGCUCUGUUCAAGGAGCUCUAUUUCCCUCAGAUUGUGCCAAAGAAUCACCGCACCAUGAAUCGAAUUAGGUUUGUGUGUAUUGUCUUGCUGGUCGUCAGCUUUCUUCUCUCUGCUACUGGAUACUGCAUAAGCUUUCAGAACACAGAAAAUUGGCGAGCAAGAAUUGCUUCCACCUUUGGGAAGAAAAUGAAACAGCUGAAGUUGGAAUCUGGAAGAGAUAGUCAAAGUCUUUCCAUGAUCUAACAUUCUCAACUGAGAAUGCAGGCGGAGGAAGACCGCAAAAGAGUUGUCUGCUGCUGCUUCCGAAAGAAGGCCAUCGGUCAAACUCGUGGAAUCAAGUAGCCUGUUGCUUAAGGCAGAGCAAGUUUCUGCAACUCAAGUUGCAGGUCGACGGACGACUAAUGGAGUUCUAUGACCAGAGCACAUGGCUGCCAGUUCACUCUGCUCGACCUUAGCAUUCAAAGGAAGACAUCUUCCUGACGGCGAUGCAUGGUUGUCCUGCCAUUCCUGUUGACUGCAACUUUCGGUCAACUGCGCGAUAAGUCUUUGUUCUGCUCUGCUACUGUCGUCUUCUCUGGAUCUGCGAUAGCUUUAGACAAGGUGCUGCAUGCUUUUUUCCGACCAUGUCCGCAUCAAAAGCAGGGUUGACUUUGAAAAGAUGUCCAUCGACCACGACGACUUUUCCAGCCAUUGGUAGCAGGCAGUGGCUGCAAACAGGCAAUUACUUACUGAAGAAACCAUGCUCCAAAGUCAAAUCUCCUCUGUUAAUAUUGGCUUUAAGCAGCAGACUUUGACAGGGUCUCGUUCUAAAGAUGCACUAAAAGAACAAAGUGCCGGUUGCUUUCUGAGCUCUCCAAGAGCUUCCCCUGCAAUGCUAACCAUUGCAUUACAGCAUGCUCAGGAAUCUACCUCGUCUUGCUGUCAGAUAUCUGCAGCAACCUUUGAUCUAAUUUGCUGUGUUUGGAGCACAAACAACUGAUUGCUGAGUCGAAGGGAGCCAUGCAAUUAGCUAUGAAACAUCAAUGACAGAGACCAAUAUUUCUGCCUUUUACUUGAUUGCACCUAUUGUUUCAUUAACCAUGUAUUCGUUAUUCCACCUAUUGUGAAUCUUCCACCCAUGUUUGGCCUCCUAUAGCUCUGUGGAUCCUUUCUUGGACAUUUCUGAUCAAUCAACAGAGACAUGUCUGGUCUGAAAGCAUAAACGAAGAUCCAGUCAAAGAUGUCAGUAGUACACGCAAUCCCAGAUCUUUUGAACUUUACUUUGCUCGAUAAGUUUACCUAGAUUUCCAAAUCAAGACUGUUUCUUGUGCAUGGCACCUGUUGCAGACAUCGAUACGCUCUUUGUUAUCCAGUCACAUCAAGGUUGUCGCCCAAGCUUGCAGAGGCUGGCACACGGUGUCCUCCUGUUCUCGCCACCAUCGUCUCUGAUCUCGCUUCAUGCUUCCAUUUCCAUUCUCCAAUCCAAGCAUGUCUAUCACUGUGCCUUGUUCUGCUUUCUGCUGCGGGAUAAAAGAGAGACAAAGCACCAGAAACUUGCUGCAUUGUUCCAUUCCAUGUAGAAUUCAGAUGAUCAAAUCCCUCAACGCAGAAUUCAGAA
Molecule: messenger RNA, 2768 nt
Organism: Musa acuminata AAA Group (dessert banana)
Lineage: Eukaryota; Viridiplantae; Streptophyta; Magnoliopsida; Zingiberales; Musaceae
Product: AP2/ERF and B3 domain-containing transcription repressor RAV2-like
Exons: 1
Coding region: 24-1022 (332 amino acids)
Biological process (GO): regulation of DNA-templated transcription
Molecular function (GO): DNA-binding transcription factor activity; DNA binding
Source: RefSeq, a predicted model, not a curated record